AGUCAGUACUCGUGCAGUGCAUAGCCUGUGUCAAUCAAUAUCUAUGUGCAUAACACACGAGAACAAUAAAAAUAAAAUUUAUUUCAUACUUGAAAGUGCUAACAAGUCACAAGAUAAGUGCAUAGAAAAGCCCUGAUAGAAUUUACAAAGUUGAAAGCAUCAUCUUGUUCUCGUGUCUUGAGAAAUCCUCAGUGACCAUGUCCUCCGACCACCCAGGGAUGGUCAGCCUUAAGUCCUUCCUACUAGGAACAGGACUGAUCUGGGUGGAGUUACUGCUGCCCACCAAGGCUGGCUCUUUCACGGACUCGAUCGUCUUUGGCUUCAUGGGCGUCGUCGCCAUCGCUGCAUACUCACUCACACGAAGACCAUGUGACAUUAGGCCAGCCAGAGUGACCCACUACCAGAUUCAAAGUCGGGCAUUCUUUUUGGGGUGGGGAUUGAGCUGCGGGUUUCGAUGUGUGACGUCAGGAUAUAGUGUCCCUUUCGGGUUUUACAUUUCUCUAUUGUCAUUGUUCCACUAUUCUGAAUUCUUAGUCACGUCAGUCAUCAGCCCAGAUACCUUGUCGUUGGACUCUUUCCUUCUCAAUCACAGCAAAGAAUAUGGGAUUGCAGCAUUAGCAAGUGUGGUCGAGUUUGUGGUGGAACUCUACUUUGUACCAAGUUUAAAAAAUUUAAGAUGGGUGACAUUUACUGGAAUCGGCAUGUGUCUGCUUGGCGAGGUUUUACGAAAGUGGGCUAUGCUCACGGCAUCAAGAAAUUUUACGCACCUCGUGCGAGACACGAAGGAAGAUGGCCAGUAUUUGGUGACAUCUGGACCGUAUUCUACAUUUCGACAUCCUGGCUAUGCAGGAUGGUUUUGGUGGUCAGUGGGCACCCAACUUGUGCAAGUCAAUCCAUUCUGCGCAAUUGCAUAUUGUCUUGCAGUUUACAAGUUUUUCAAAAGUCGGAUAUACUACGAAGAGAUAUGUUUAAUAUCUUUCUUUGGGCUGGAUUACAUUGAGUAUCAGAAGAAGGUUCCCAGUACUGGGGUGCCCUUUGUGAGAGGGUACAUUCCUGUAAGUAAGGCAUUGGAGCAGCCACUACUUCGAAAUGAAGAGGAGGAGGAGGAAGAGGAAGACUCAUCAUCAACUGAUGACAAUUUCCAAAAAGUCGAAUGUGACCAGUUAGAAGAUGAUUAAAAUUAACUUUAUUUUGUUUUCUGAGGACAAAUUUCUUGUCCAGCACAUAACAGCAUUAAGUCAUACGAAAGAAGACUGAAAUCAAAUGGUGGUCGUCAUUCAUUAUAUAAAACUGUAAAUCACACUGUUAUCUAUCUUCAUUCACAUAACUAAUAUUUCGUUACAUAGAAUGUCCAUCCAUUUUUUGUACAUUACGCAUAGACCACCGAUUAUGGUGCUAAUGGUAUUUUGUGCACACUACUUUUGGUAUACUUAAUUGUAAUUAUUACUCGUUAAACUUUAAUUUAGGAACCAAAUGUAUUUAACUAUUUUAAUUGAUUUUGUGUUCAUAUCAUAACACCGUUAUUUAGUCCUUAUUCAUAAUUUUUUCCUUUUAUUUGCUCUGCAGUUAUUUUUAUGACUAAAGACGUGCAACAGACAGAGUAUGUAUACUCUGUCUGAAUACUGAAGUCAAUUAUGUAAGUUUAGAAAUAGUGUUCAGUCCAUGACUUCAAGUCGAGUCAGGUCUAAUGGUGAAUGGAACCGUCAUGUCCAUUAGUCCCACCCGUCUGUUUCGUCAACACACUGGUGGACGAACCACUAAAUCGAUUUUGAUCAACUUGGUCUUAUCAUGACAAGAUUGAUCAAAAUCGGGUUUCUGGUUGAACUAUAGGGUUGAACUAUAUCUGGUUAACCUAUGAGGUGGUAUGCACUAAAAAAAGUGCAUAUCAAUCACUAGAUCAAAAAAUCAAGAAUAUUUAUGCGGACCCAACAAGUUAUAAAAUUUUUACAUUGGUUUUACAAGUCAGCCGUAAAAAUCUAAACUUAAGUAGUUUGCAUACUGAAUAUAUGGAAAAUUAGCUUUGUACAAUGAUAUCACUUUUGUAAAAUAUUGAUCAACCUAAUACGCAUGAGAACACGACAGUAUACAUACAUAGUCGGCACUAUAGUUUUCUUUUUGCUACUAUAUGUACGUAAGUACUAUAUUUAUAUAGCAAAUAUGCUACAAGUUAUGUAUACUUUUUUCAUUAUUUAUGAAGCGAAUUAUUUAUGUCGUUUUAUUAAAUUGACAACAAAAUUUUGAAUGCACAUGGCCAUAUGCACUCUUGAAAUAAAAUUAUAAAGUAUAAUUCUGCAA
Molecule: messenger RNA, 2295 nt
Organism: Folsomia candida
Lineage: Eukaryota; Metazoa; Arthropoda; Collembola; Entomobryomorpha; Isotomidae
Gene: ste14
Product: protein-S-isoprenylcysteine O-methyltransferase
Exons: 4
Coding region: 198-1178 (326 amino acids)
Biological process (GO): C-terminal protein methylation
Cellular component (GO): endoplasmic reticulum; membrane
Molecular function (GO): protein C-terminal S-isoprenylcysteine carboxyl O-methyltransferase activity
Source: RefSeq, a predicted model, not a curated record